Molecule: messenger RNA, 1235 nt
Organism: Danio rerio (zebrafish)
Lineage: Eukaryota; Metazoa; Chordata; Actinopteri; Cypriniformes; Danionidae
Source: RefSeq, a predicted model, not a curated record
CCUGUAUUCUUUGAAAAAUGUAAAAGAAAAUCCCACACCUUUGAUUGUUUCAGUGCAUUCUGAAACACAUCUGAGAUCACACUAAUUUCCAAAUCUCUUAGUUUUCCAACAAGCUGAUUUCUCUCUCUACUUUAUGCUUUAUAUUGUAAUAAUAAAUGCUCAACUGUUUCUGUUUUUCUACAAUUCUUCACAUUUCCUUUAUGUACAGGGAACAAUAACGAUUGGAGUGUGCAAAGCCUAUUAUAACAAUAAUGAUGUUGAAUACAUGUCCUCCUUUUGACUCUUUAAUCCAGUCUUCUCGCCACAGGCUUAUAGCUGCAGCUUUUGUAAUAUUAUUGCCUGAAAAGUACUUGUGUUUUUUACAUGAGAUAGCCUGUGCAUUUCAACCUCAAUGCUGUUUUGGCCAGCUUAUCCAUCGUCUCAUUUUCUUCUAUACCUAAACGGCCAGGGAUCCAUAGAAAAGUCUACAUUUACUCCUGUAUUAAUGAUUCUAUAAAUAUUCUGCACAUUUUCAUACAGAAUAUCAGCUAUAUUGUUUAAGCGUGGGCUUUACCAAACAUUGCCAGAAACUUGCAAAUGGGGCGGGUCUUGCAAUAUGGAGGGAAGUGCAGUGAUUGGUUUUCAACUGGGGCAUAUUCUGACCAAUAGGCGAAAGGCACGUUAGCUUUAAAAGCUGAUCGUCGCGUCUCACAGUCAUAAAGACGUUUUCGUUAGUCUUCGAGAAUCCACUGCCAACAUGAGCGGAAGAGGCAAAACCGGAGGGAAAGCCCGCGCCAAGGCUAAGACUCGUUCUUCUAGAGCAGGGCUUCAGUUUCCAGUCGGCCGUGUUCACAGACUCCUCCGCAAGGGGAACUAUGCUCAGCGUGUCGGUGCUGGAGCUCCAGUGUAUCUGGCUGCUGUGCUCGAGUAUCUGACUGCUGAGAUCCUGGAGUUGGCUGGUAACGCCGCUCGGGACAAUAAGAAGACCCGUAUCAUCCCCAGACAUCUGCAGCUGGCGGUGCGCAAUGAUGAAGAGCUGAACAAGCUUCUGGGCGGUGUGACCAUCGCUCAGGGUGGUGUACUACCCAACAUUCAGGCCGUGCUGCUGCCUAAGAAGACCGAGAAGGCCGCCAAAGGCAAAUAAACAAAAUGUUUGUUUUCUAAGUUUACCCAACGGUUCUUUUAAGAACCACCCAAAUCCACCUUAAAAAAGGCAAUUUAAAUGUUAAAUGAAAUAAAGCAUAGUGGAGAAUUAG